AUGGGGAGGUCGCCUUGCUGUGAGAAAGCUCAUACGAACAAGGGCGCGUGGACCAAGGAAGAAGACGACCGGCUGAUAGCCUACAUAAGGGCGCACGGCGAGGGCUGCUGGCGGUCGCUGCCCAAGGCAGCGGGGCUUCUCCGGUGCGGAAAAAGCUGCCGGCUCCGGUGGAUCAACUAUCUCCGGCCAGAUCUCAAAAGGGGGAACUUCACGGAGGAGGAAGACGAGCUUAUCAUCAAGCUACAUAGCCUGCUCGGUAACAAGUGGUCACUUAUAGCUGGGAGGCUGCCAGGAAGAACAGACAAUGAGAUAAAGAAUUAUUGGAACACACACAUCAGACGAAAGCUUCUGGGCCGAGGCAUUGACCCAACUACUCACCGCCCAAUCGUCACCGAGCCCACACCAUCACCUUCUUCAGCCACAAUUUCGUUCUGUGGGCCCAAAUCGAACUCCGACCUGAACAUUGGGCUUUCGACCAACGACGGCCCAAACCCGAUUGGCGAAAAGUGCCCCGACUUGAAUCUCGAUCUCAGGAUCAGCCCGCCCAAUCACCAACACAAUCAAGACCCGUUGAGUACAGUAGGAAUUGGUAUUGAUAUUACUGCUGAUGAUGAUAAUAAUAAUAAU
Striga asiatica is the source of this 627-nucleotide messenger RNA. Lineage: Eukaryota; Viridiplantae; Streptophyta; Magnoliopsida; Lamiales; Orobanchaceae. The record is from the annotation of a GenBank genome assembly.